Molecule: messenger RNA, 676 nt
Organism: Prunus persica (peach)
Lineage: Eukaryota; Viridiplantae; Streptophyta; Magnoliopsida; Rosales; Rosaceae
Product: probable disease resistance protein RF45
Exons: 1
Coding region: 16-663 (215 amino acids)
Source: RefSeq, a predicted model, not a curated record
UACCUUUUAAUAUGCAUGCUAAAAGCACUACAAACUUUCAAUAUCAGAUGGUGUGGGUGUUUAACAGCCUUGUCGGACGAGAUACUCAAUCUUGUAAGGUUGAGGCACCUCAAAAUGUUCAAGAGCAUGUUCCAAGAUGUUCAUGGGAUGAAGCUACCUGCAGGAAUAGGAAGCUUAAAAAAUCUUCUGUCCCUCACAGCUAUACAUGCUGGUGGUGGAAUUGCUGAAGAAUUAGGUAACCUGAUACAGCUCAGAAGACUUGGAGUGAUGGAUGUGGCUGAAGAGAAUAUCAGUGAGCUAUUUGUCUCCAUUACAAAGAUGCCGGCUCUUCCUUCCUUGUCAAUUGAAGCUAAACACGCCUUCAACAAGGGAAACCUUAUCCUCCUGGAUUCAUUCUCACCUCCACCAUUUCUUCAAAAGCUUCGCCUAGAAGGCGUCCUAGAAAAGCUACCUACUUCAUUUGGUUCCUCGGAAAGGCUUACAAAUUUAAGAUUAGGCAACUCUCAUAUGUCUGAGAACUCGAAAUUGGUACUUCAUCUGCUACCCAACUUGAAAAAUCUGACCCCUUGGAAUGCUUAUGAUGCAAAACGAAUGGGGAAAGAGUUCUGUAGUGCUGGUGGGUUUCCCAAGCUCGAGGUUCUCAGCUUUGCUUCAUGUUCUUGAGUACUGGACGCAA